UCAAAACAACUCAAGAAGUUAAUACGGUUCUGUAAUUGUGUGGUUUAUUAUAACAUCUUAGAAGAUUGUACAUACGACGAUCUUGAAUAUAAGAAGGGAUUGUGAACAUCAACCUUAGUUAUUAUUUAGUUCUCUUCGCAUCGCUGCUUUCAAAAGUUGUAUACGUUAGUGUCGCGCUUAUAACACAAUGUCCCGAUUACCGUAUACCUACAGAGGGCUUGUAGUUCCCGUAUUUACUCCUUUCAAUAGUGACGGAACUCUCAAUUUGGAUAUUAUACCGCAAUAUGCAAUAUACUUGGCAAAGAAAGGGGUCAAAGGUUUACUUGUUAAUGGCACAAGUGGCGAAGGAAUGUCAAUGUCUAUUACCGAAAGGAAACUUGUUACCGAAGCUUGGGUAAGAGCAGUGAAAGAAACAAAGCAACACCUAAUGAUUCAAGUAGGAGGCGCACCUCUUCCCGAUAUUAUCGAACUUGCGAAACACGCAAGUAAUCUGCGCGUGGAUUCUAUACUCUGCUUACCAGAGUUGUACUUCAAACCUACCACUCCUAAAGGACUGAUUGAAUACUUGGAAAUAGUUGGCAAGGCAGCGCCAAAGACACCGUUAUUAUACUAUCAUAUUCCUAUGUUGACUAAUGUUAACAUACACAUGGGACAAUUCCUUGAAUCUAUUGGUGACAAAAUACCGUCAUUCGUGGGUAUAAAAUUCACCAGCACCAAUUUAGAGGAAGGUGCACAUGCGUUACAUGCCGAUAAUGGGAAAUUUGUUAUUUUCCUCGGUAAUGAUCAGUUAAUGAACGCUGCGUCUGUAUUGGGAUUUGAUUCCUUCAUAGUAACCACCCUAAACAUGUUUCCGGAAUAUAUACAGCAGCUUCUUGCUGUUUGCAAGAAAGGAGAUAUAUUAAAAGCCAAAAGUAUGCAAGAGAAACUCACAAGCACUGUGAUUGCUAUAAUGAAACAUGGUAAUUGGGUGCAGUCUAUGAAAGUAGCAAUGGUUCUUCUUACUGACAUUAAUACAGGUCUACCUCGUGAACCACUUAAAUCGAUUUCUUCUGAAGCUGUAGCAAUUAUGACGAAGGAAUUAACAAACUUGGGAUAUCAGCCAAAAGUUAAACAUUAUUGAGAAUAUCUUAAUUCUUUCAUUUUUUCAUCACGUUUGUGUGCCUUAUGUGACACCAUAUUAUAAUACCUCACAAUUCAGAUUUUCCAA
Molecule: messenger RNA, 1207 nt
Organism: Mycetomoellerius zeteki
Lineage: Eukaryota; Metazoa; Arthropoda; Insecta; Hymenoptera; Formicidae
Product: N-acetylneuraminate lyase
Exons: 8
Coding region: 188-1120 (310 amino acids)
Molecular function (GO): lyase activity
Source: RefSeq, a predicted model, not a curated record